This is a messenger RNA of Anas platyrhynchos (mallard), 4862 nucleotides long. The record is from RefSeq and is a predicted model, not a curated record. NCBI's taxonomy places the organism in Eukaryota, Metazoa, Chordata, Aves, Anseriformes, Anatidae.
CCCCCAGCGGUGAGUCACCGGGGCGGGGAGGCCGGGCCCGCAGCCGGCAGCGGCACAGCCCCAGCCCCAGCCCCAGCCCAGCCCAGCCCCAGCCGCGCCGCGCUCAUUGUUCCGCCCGCUCCCGGCGCCAUGGACGAGCUGGACCAGUCGCCCCUGGUCUCCUCCUCCUCCUCCGGGCCCCCGCGGCCGCAGCAGCCCCAGUUCAACUACCAGUUCGUGCUGGACGACGAGAAGGAGCAGGAGGAGGACGAGGAGGAGGAGGAGGAGGAGGACGAGGACUUCGACGAGCAGCUGGAGGUGAUGGAGAGGAAGCCGGCCCCGCCGCCCGCCGCAGCCCUGCCCGAGCGGCCGCCGCAGCAGCAGCAGCAGCCGGAGCCCGGCGGCCCCGCCGAGCCGCCCCGCCCCGCCGCCCCCGAGCCGCCGCAGCCCGGCUGGAGCCCCGCGGCCGCCGCCUCCUCCUCGUCGUCCGCCGCCAGCACGCCGUCCCCCGCCCGGGAGCAGCCCCCGGCGGAGCCCCCCGCGGCCCGCAAGCGAGGAGCCUCGGGCUCGGCCGACUACAAAUUCUUAAGACAGAGGCUUGUCACACAAGAUGAGACCCUUUUUGCUCUUCCUGCUACAUCUGCGCCUCUGAUGCACUCCUCUGCAGAAAAAGUUAUGGACUUGCAGGAGCAGCCAGGUAGCGCUAAGUCACUUGGUCAAGAGGAUUUUACUGCAGUCCCACUUGAUACUGCUGCUUCUCUUCCCUCCUUCUCUCCUCUCUCAGCUGAUCCCUUUAAAGAGCACACAGCCUUUGAUAAACUCUCAGAUGGAUUACCUGCAAGAGGCAUUUACAGAGAAAAUGCAAGUGAGAUUUGUAAAGAAACAAUGGAAAACAUAACAAAUCCAUUUCUUGCUGAGGGAAACAAAGACAUUUCUAAGAUGAAAUACUCAGAAAUGGAACCCCCAUUCGCUAAAGCAGAAGCAGCCAUUUUAUCUCAAGCUGAAGAAGAAAUGCAGCUAGAGGGCCCUAAAGAAUUAUGUAACCUGGAGAAAAUGCCUGCACAGCAGCUGAAAAUGUCUCCAGAAUCUCCUGAAGAUUUGUCUGAGAAAAUUGAGGAAGAUAUCUUCUAUAACAAAGACAAGUACAAAGGUGGUGAUUAUGGUGAAAAGGGAGCAUUGAAAAAAGACACUGUUCAGAGGGAGGAAUAUGUAGACUUCAAACCAUAUGAGCCAAUAUGGGAAUUAAAAGGUCCUAGUCAUGAACUGAGCAGCUUGAGAGAGGAUGUUGGAAGUAAGAUAGAUGGCACAGUGGAAAGCAGUUUAGAUAACAAAUACGGUGUAGAUAAGCUGGUGGUGCAGAAGGAUUAUGAAAGAGAGAGUGAAGGCAGUGCUGAAGAUCUCUCUUUCCCAAGUACCCCAGAAGCUGUAAAAGAGCCUCCUCAGACUUACAUCACUUGCACUAAAUUUGAAUCCUCUGUAACUCCUGAUGGUGACAAAGUCAAAUCUCUUUCUCCACUAGAGGAAGGCACUUCAGAAAAUAGAACCGAUGACGAGAAAAAAAUUGCAGAGAUGAAAGCUCAGAACACAGAACAAGGUGAUUUUAGUACUCGAGCAGUUGGCAAGCAGGAAGGCCAGGAAGCUGACUAUGCUGAAACAGAUAGCACUGCUGAUAGGCUAUCUGACAUUGCAGCGAGUAUGCCUGAAGGUCUUACUCCUGAUCUAGUACAAGAAGCAUAUGAAAGUGAAAUGCAUGAUGUGGCAUGUACCAAACUUGCUUAUGAAACAAAGAUUGAUUUAGUUCAAACCUCCGAGUCAGUACAAGAGACUCUGAAACCUGUGACGCAGCUCUGCCCCUCAUUCGAAGGGUCGGAAGCUGCUCCAUCACCAGUAUUGCCUGAUAUUGUCAUGGAAGCCCCGCUAAGCAGUGGGACUGCUGGUACAGAAACAUCUACUGUGCAGCUUGAGGCUUCCCCAUUAGAAACAUUUAUUCCUACUACUACUUAUGAGAAUGUAAAGCAAGAGGCAGAAAAACCUCCCUUAUACCAGGAAGCAGUGAAUGUACCAUCGACAAAGGCCCAAGAAGCAAAAGAGGAAUUGACACUUAAAGCUGAUCGUGAGAGUAGUGCCAGUCCUGAAGAUACAGAGACUCCAUAUAUAUCUAUUGCAUGUGACUUAAUUAAGGAAACAAAGGUCUCUGGUGAAUCUGCUUCUUCAUCUUUAACAGAUUAUUCAAAGAUGCCAGUAACAGAAUGCAUUUCUCAGGAUGUGCCUGAACACAAGGAGUUUGUUGAAAAACUGUCUUCACAGUUUGGAAAAUCUGACUUGUUUAAUAGCGAGGUGAUAUCUGACUUUCCUGAGAAAGAAAGUGAAGAGCAGUCUCUCAGCUUAAAAAGUAAAUCAACCGAGAGCAUUGUAACUGAUGAUGAACAUGAAGAACAACUUGUAGAUUCAGUAGCUGCCCCAGGCAAGCCUUAUCUGGAGUCUUUCCCAGCCGAACUGGACUCUUCCAAAAGUGUGGCCACGCAGCCAUCUGAGCCAACACCUACAAAAAUAGCUAAGGCAGAGAAGAUUCCCCUUCAAAUGGAAGAGCUGAAUGCUAUGACUUACUCAGCUGAUGUAUCUGUUGCUACAGAACCAAAAACAGGAGACAGCAAAGGUGUCUCAUCCACAGAGUCUUCCCCAAUCUCAGUAGCAGAAGACUUUGUGAUGGUAGCUGAUCCUAAAACUGUUCCCGAAUUUGUGGCAGAAGUUGCUGACAGAGAAAUAAUGCACAAAGAUGAAAGCGAAGAUAUCAGUAAUGAGAUCAAAGAUGAGAAGAGGCAGUUGCCUUGCCCAGAGCUACCCUGUGAUCUGUCUAUAAAGAAUGUAGAAGUUAAAGCUGAAGAAGAUGCUCGUGUCUUGAAAAAGUCCUUGGAGGCAGUGGACAGAGAAGUGCCUGAAGCAUCCAUGUUGUCCUUACCAGCCACAGAUACCUUACCUGUAUCCACUGAAAAAGAGAUAGUCAGUGUAGUAAAACCAGAAGCUUUUGAGAAGGAAGCUGAGAGAGAAGCUGCUUCAAUUAAAGAAAAGGAAAAGCCUACUGCUGUAUUUUCAGCAAAGCUGAGUAAAUCUUCAGGGCUGGACUCGCUGUCUUCAGGUUUCUCCUUCAGUUCUCCUGCUGGUGAUCUGUUGACGUAGAAAAAAGUCACUGCUCCCUGCAAGCUCUUCUGUGAUUGUCUGCAGGCUGGGCAUUAGAUGGCCUUCCAAAUUUGCUCUUACUACAUGAUAGUAAGCAGAAUCUGGUGUCUCAGUCUGCUCCAUGUGCACAAUUUGAAGGGUGUUUUUCUUUAUACAGAAUUCAGUUAAUCAUCAGACUUUGAAAUCUAGGACAAUAUCAUUUUUGCUGUGAUAUGUACAACUUGUGUUUGGAAUAUGGAAAAGGAACCAUACAGCUCCACUCAACAUGACUUGCAGCUUUUAUUAGAUCAAGGCCAGUGGUUUAAAAUAAACAGCACACAUGAGGGAGUUACUUGUUCAGGUUAGUAGGAAAGUGGCCAGUAAGAAGAUCAGUAUCCUGCAAACAUUAAAAUUGGUUUACAUACAGCAGAGAUGAUAACUUUCAUGUGGGACUUGCAUUUCAAUGUAGUUAAUAUUUCAGAGAAUUAAGAAAGGAUAAGACUGCUGUCAAUUUUCCCUUGCGUUCUACACUGAACGGAUUGUGUGGAUUGUGGAGCUCCAGCUUCUUGUAGACCAGAGGAGUACUUUGCUUUCUGGUGUCACAGUACUCUGCUGCUGCUUUACAGUCUAGCACCAGAAGCUUUGCCACUAAAACCUAUUACUGCAGAAAGCAGAAUUAUGUUUUUAUAAUAAAAUCAAAUGUUUGGGCAAAAAGCCUUAUUGCAAAAAUGUUAGUUAAGAGAUUAAAACCAACAAACAAAAAGAAACCCUGAAUGUUACAUGUAUAUAUUUUAGCUUUUUUGUUAGUUCUUUUAACAGGAAGUUUUUGGGUCUGACAAGGACACAGCUGUUGCUGUUCUGUCUGUAUGGAACUGCGCAUGAAAGGAGAGGAGGGAGUUGAAGACUGUCUGCGUUCUCCUGUCUAGUGGCACGAUGCUGUGACAGGGCACCCAUCUGUCCUGCUUCUAUGUUAGCUGAGGGGCAGGAGCUGGGUCAGGCAGGGGGCUGGGAACUGGGGAGCUGUCUGCAGUCUCUGUCGGUGGAGGUAUUCAACCUAUAAAACAGUUGUUCUUUUUGACAUGCUGUAUUGCUUGGGAAGAAAAAAUAAUUAUCUGUCUUCUUAUAGAGGAACAUUUUCUUAAAGUUAAAUAGAUGAGAAUAAGAAAUGAAAAUCAUCCUUUUUUUUUCUAGAUUUAUGUUUGCUUUUUAAAGUAUGUGCUGUUUUUUGCUCAUGUUUACUGUGUUAUGGAACAUGGAACUGGGCUUCUGGAACCUGCCUCCAGAUUCUGACCACAAGCCUUGAAUAAAAUUUAAUCUUAAUACCCAAUUACUUAAACACAAAGUAGCAAACAGAGUAACAAAGCAAAGAACACUUAGUUGCUUCCCACUCUCUCAGAAAGGAAGGGGGUCAUUCACAGGGCCAGGAGCCGAUCUGUGUGUGUGUGCUUCUGAGUCUCGCUGUACUGUGAUGUUCUCAAAUACCGCUCCUGUUUGUUGAAAGCUGACCUAAAUGCAAGCAUAUCUCUGUGCACCUGCAGCUCUAACUUCUGCCUGUCCCAGUGGACUGCAGGGAGCCAACAGCAACCCCAAAAUGACUGCAGAUUAUGUUUUUUAAUGAAAACCAUCACCCCAGUAAAGCACACAAAGCUUUUAACAGCCUGGCCGGUAGCACUGGGUUUGUUUAAUGCUGCCUGACAGAGCUGUGGGCUGCCUGUUGUGUUCUGUAA